This is a messenger RNA of Endocarpon pusillum Z07020, 783 nucleotides long. RefSeq lists its product as uncharacterized. Gene Ontology annotation, molecular function: ribosomal large subunit binding. The transcript has 2 exons. The record is from RefSeq and is a predicted model, not a curated record. Gene Ontology annotation, cellular component: mitochondrion. Gene Ontology annotation, biological process: translation. NCBI's taxonomy places the organism in Eukaryota, Fungi, Ascomycota, Eurotiomycetes, Verrucariales, Verrucariaceae. Bases 1 to 783 code for a protein of 260 amino acids.
AUGCCCCAAUCUCUACGGCUUACACGCUGCCGUAUGCCAGCCAAACUGUAUUGUGAACGUAGUGUCCCAGUUGGCUUCCCAACAGGACGAUUCUCUCGGGCCAUCACACCCCUAUCCUCUCCUUUAAUCACAUCUGCUCCAAUAUCACAUCCACACGUCCCCCCUUCCUCCUGCUCCCUCUUUUCUACCACCUCACACCACCUCAAGAAGGGAGCCUCCAAAGCCAGAAAAUCCAUCUCCGCCUCCAACACCGAGCACAUUCCAGACAACAAGGCCCAAACCAACCGUGACCGCGAGAUCGACCCCUACGAUUUUUCUGACCUAGAAGCCAAGAUUAAACAUCAAGCCGACUGGCUGCGUGAUAGCCUGCAGAAGCUUCGCACGGGAGGCCGUCUGAGCGCCGAGACAAUUGAGGGUUUGCAGGUCGAGAUCAAGCAUGGACUCCAAGAUAAGAAGGUGGAGAAGUUGAGGUUGGGGGAUCUAGCUACGGUGGUGCCUAGGGGAGGCAGGUUGAUGGGCGUUAUGGUUAAUGAGGAGGCUCACAUUAAACCCAUAACCACAUCAAUUCAAUCCUCGCCCUACUCGCUGACACCACAACCCGACCCUCAAAACCCACUGCAGCUCAACGUCCCUAUCCCACCUCCCACAGCAGAAUCACGCGCGCAAUCUCUUGCGGACGCGAAAAGAGAGUUCGAAAAAGCUGGGUUGGGGAUCCGCGAAGCGAGGGGCCAAUGGCAAAAGUGGUACCAGAAGGCUAAGAAAGAAGCUGGUUAUCAGGGAUGA